This is a messenger RNA of Xenopus tropicalis (tropical clawed frog), 1521 nucleotides long. RefSeq names its product selenoprotein M (gene selenom). The record is from RefSeq and is marked reviewed. Lineage: Eukaryota; Metazoa; Chordata; Amphibia; Anura; Pipidae.
CGUGGCGCACACACACUUGCCCAGAGAGGCGCCUUCAUAUUCCAGCUGGCAGCCCGGGCUCCUCAUACACAGCUGGCACCCUCAUGUGGCGACCGCUGCUGCUGCUGGGCCUCCUCCAGCCCAUCCUGGGCUAUCAGAUCGACUGGAACAAGUUGGACAGGAUCGCCAGGGGUAAAGUUGAGUCCUGUGGGGGAUGACAGCUGAACAGGCUGAAAGAGGUGAAGGCCUUUGUCACAGAUGACCUCCCUCUUUAUCAUAACCUUGAGAUGAAACACAUUCCUGGUGCGGACCCUGAACUUGUACUGAUUACAUCCAAAUAUGAAGAACUUGAGCGAAUCCCACUCCGUGACAUGAAGAGAAGUGAAAUUAUACAGCUGCUGAAAGACCUGGGGUUUUAUAGGAAAAGCAGCCCUGAUGCUCUAGUUCCUGCUGAGUUCAAGAUGGCACCUGCAAGGGCAUCAGGGGACAAAAAGGAAGACUUGUAGCAGCACUAUGGCAAUCAGAAAGGGAGGGCACUUUGCUACAUUACCACAGAUUAGGCCCCACAUCUUUCAAACACAUUAGCAAUCCUACAGGCAGGGGGUUAAUUCAGAAUCAAAAUCCAAAAUUGGAGCACUGAAACGGAUAUCCCAUGGCAAGUGCAUUACCUUAAGGGCUAUGGGCUGCAGGGUGUUUUUAUUGCUGCGUACUGUGGUUCAAAACACCAACUACUCACAAUGAAUUCCUUCUCAGUGACAUCAGUAGGUAGGACCCCGAGUAUCUCUGCACCCACUCUUACUGCAUGUCCUAGUUUGACCCAAAGUAAUUAAAACACCCUUAAAUCAUAGCCCUAAUCUAAUACAUUCCAAAUUAAAAGUGCCGCUUUUUGUUGAAAGGACUGCAAUGAUUAGAAUUCUUAUUGCAUAUAUGCCAUUAAAGUCUCAGGGUACUUUCUGCACACUGUCAUUGGUUGCUAUAUUCCCUCUCUCGGCAAACCUGCCCAUUAGUUGUUUCCCAGCCCAAUAUGUGAGCACUACUGGAAAGUCUACCUUCCACCAUGUAUAAGUCUGCUAGGUAUUCCCAAACUUUAUUUUUUAGAUCCUCCUGAAAAGAUAACUACUGGCAAUGGCUGUUACCUUGGAAAGUGCUGCCCAAUCUCUUUUCCUGUAGAUGUUGUUAAACAAGUUUAAUGGACGACUUUUGACCAUUAUAGCUGCUUCCUGCAUUUGGUCAUAGUUGCUCCUUUAUUUGAUUUCUGUCAAAGGUUGCUCUAGUAUAAAAUCAGACACAUACAGAACAAUUUACCCUUAUGAGUCAUAGUCUUUCAAACAGCAAAUUAAUUCACAACAUUUUUACGCUAUAAAUGUAGAAUGGCAUCUUCCAAGCUGCGCUGAUCUGAUUCGUCUCGCAGGGCAUUCAUGAUGUUCUCAGUUUCAAAGUUUCCAGACUGAGAACAGAAGCAGUUAGCCCUAUGGACAAGGAAAGGUCACACUUGUGCAAAUGAAGAAUGUCAAAGCAUGAUAAAGGUUGUUUAAAACUCAA